ACAUGUGGAAAAUUAUUCAUACGAAUUAGAAUUCAAUCCGAAGGGGUUAAGGAAAGGCUUCGAUUUAAUUACCUUUUAGUUCAGCGCACGGUGUCAUCGCGAUAGGUUCGAUACGCUCUUCGGUUUUGAAACACUAUACAGACGUUGUUAGUUGAGAUCGUUCAGAGCACAGCAGUGAGAAAAGUGUAGCAUGAGCCGUAGUCAAAAAACCAACGAUUUUUCCGGCUCUGACCGAUCGUGUACAGCGAGUUCUACAGUAUGCAUCGACAGUGGCAACCCUUUGUAUCAUGACGUAUACCGGCGGUCUAUAGAGGAGCCUCAGGCGUUCUGGGGAGAGCUUGCCGAGAACCUAAUUGAUUGGGACAAACCGUGGGAUACUGUGGUCGAUGACAGCAACCGACCGUUCACCAAAUGGUACGUCGGCGGUCAGCUCAAUGCUUGUUACAAUGCUUUGGAUCGACAUGUACAGAAUAACAAGGGAAAUAAGGUGGCGCUUAUUCACGAUAGCCCCAUGACAAAUACCAUCCGUCGAGUAACCUAUAACGAGCUUUAUGAAAAGGUCUCUCGGCUAGCCGGUGGAUUAAAGAAAUUGGGCGUCAAAAAAGGAGAUAGGGUCGUCAUUUACAUGCCUUUGAUUCCAGAAGCAAUUAUGGCAAUGCUAGCUACAGUUAGACUUGGUGCUAUACAUUCGGUGGUAUUUGGAGGUUUUGCCGCUAGUGAGCUAUGCACCCGUAUUGAACAUGCUGAACCAAAGGUUAUUAUUGCGGCAAAUUGUGGAAUAGAGCCCAACAAAAUAAUACACUACCUGGAUAUUCUCCAUGAAGCCGUUGAAAUGUCAAAGUGGAAACCUCGCACCAACGUAAUAUUCCAACGUAUCAAUAUUCUGAUUUCCGAUUUGGACAAACGAAUGGACGUGUCGUGGGAAUCUACACUAGAUGAGCCAACGGGAUGUGUACCUGUGGAAGCCAAUGAUCCCCUUUAUAUUUUGUACACUUCCGGAACAACUGACAAACCAAAAGGAAUUACUCGUCCAACGGGAGGCCAUCUGGUAACGUUGAUGUAUACUAUGGAUACAAUAUAUGGAGUACAACCAGACGAUGUUUGGUGGAAUGCAUCGGAUCUGGGAUGGGUAGUUGGUCACUCAUACAUAUGCUAUGGGCCAUUGCUCUACGGUGCUACUAGUGUAAUGUAUGAAGGCAAACCAGAUCGAACACCGGAUCCUGGGCAGUAUUUCCGGUUGAUCGAUCAACAUAAAGUAACGGCCCUUUUCUCGGUGCCAACGUCGUUUCGAGUAUUGCGACGUACUGAUCCUGACGUCAAGUAUGGCAAGAAAUAUAGCAUGAAAUCCCUACGCACAAUUUUCAUUGCUGGAGAGCAUUGUGAUUCCGAAACAAAGAUGUGGAUAGAGAAGACCUUUAAAGUGCCUGUUCUGAACAAUUGGUGGCAAACUGAAACAGGAUCAGCCAUGACCGCCACAUGUGUUGGUCUUGCUCAAAAUCUAAAUCCUCCAAAUUUCACAACUGGUCUACCAUUCUGUGGAUACGACAUUCGAGUUCUACACCCAGAUGGAACUGAAGCCGAUCCCAAUGAAUUAGGCCGUUUGGUGGUGAAACUUCCGCUUCCGCCAGGAACCAUGUCUACCCUGUAUAGGAACGCCGAGUUGUUCGAAAAUCUAUACUUCCAGAAAUACCCGGGCUAUUACGACACCAUGGAUGCUGGCUAUAAAGACGAGAAAGGCUAUAUUUACGUUACCGCUCGAGAUGAUGAUGUUAUAAACGUUGCAGGCCACAGAAUAUCAACAUCGAGCUUAGAAGACGCAGUAUUGAGGCAUCCGGAUAUAGCUGACGCCGCUGUUUUUGGGGUGCCAGAGCCAACCAAAGGUCAAAUUCCGCUAUGUCUGUAUGUAAUAAAGGAAGGAGUGAGUAAAGCUACCGCCAAGCUAUCAGUAGAGCUAAUCACACUAAUACGGGAAGUUAUCGGCCCCAUAGCAGCAUUCCGACUAGUCGGCAGAGUCGACGGUCUUCCCAGGACUAGAUCAGGUAAAACUAUGCGAAAGGCAAUGGCAGAUUUCGCCGCCAAUAAAACGGUAAUUUUACCAGCAACCAUAGAGGAUGUUGAAGUCUUCGAAGACAUCAGACGAGCGUUACAGGAACUAGGCUAUGCCAUGAACGCGCCAAUGCCAGUCGUUGGGAAUAAAAAGUAGAUAUAUUUCUUUACCUAUCAUAUGAUUUUAGUGGCUUAUAGAUUUUAAAAUUUUCUUAACAAAUUUAGUUAAUUCAAACAUAACACAUUUUAUCCUAAAUUUAUAGUUAAUAUGUAUUAAAUAUUAUGUUAUUUUCAAGAUAAAACAAAUAUAUCUACGAUUCGUUUGAA
This is a messenger RNA of Aedes albopictus (Asian tiger mosquito), 2373 nucleotides long. Its product is annotated as acyl-CoA synthetase short-chain family member 3, mitochondrial. The transcript is spliced from 11 exons. NCBI's taxonomy places the organism in Eukaryota, Metazoa, Arthropoda, Insecta, Diptera, Culicidae. Gene Ontology annotation, molecular function: propionate-CoA ligase activity. The record is from RefSeq and is a predicted model, not a curated record. Gene Ontology annotation, cellular component: mitochondrial matrix. Bases 191 to 2203 code for a protein of 670 amino acids.